AUGGCUCCUCCUAAGAAAGUGCAGGUUUCUAUGCCUGGUGUGGCAGAGGGCAAGGAAGUGGUGGGAAUAAGUAUAGGAGAUGGCGUUUCUGCCGAGGAUCGCGUGAGAUCCAUACUCGAGGGCUCAAUGGGGGAUGAUAUCUUCCAGGGCUGGGGCGCCUCCCUCGUCCACGAAGACAUCCAACUCGUAACUGCAUCCUCGAACCCAGGCCGCGUGGUCUUCAGAUACACCGUCAAACCCUCGCACUGCAAUCGGCUAGGCAACCUCCAUGGCGGUUGCACCGCAACACUCUUCGACAUCUGCACCACCACAUCCCUCGCACCCAUUGCAAAAGAAGGAUUCUGGGUCUUCGCAGGCGUAUCGCGGACCCUAUCUGUGACGUAUAUCCGUCCUAUCCCAGUUGGCGAGACGGUAUUGAUCGACUGUGAGGUGGUGCAUGCGGGGAAGAGAUUGUGUGCGCUUAAGGGGCAGAUGAAGAGGGAGAGUGAUGGCGCCGUUAUGGCAGUUUGUGAGCAUGGGAAGGUUAGCAUUGACCCGCCUGUUGCGUCGAAGUUGUAG
Molecule: messenger RNA, 558 nt
Organism: Venustampulla echinocandica
Lineage: Eukaryota; Fungi; Ascomycota; Leotiomycetes; Helotiales; Pleuroascaceae
Product: Thioesterase ester dehydrase-isomerase
Exons: 2
Coding region: 1-558 (185 amino acids)
Molecular function (GO): fatty acyl-CoA hydrolase activity
Source: RefSeq, a predicted model, not a curated record